Fulvia fulva is the source of this 1134-nucleotide messenger RNA. Its product is annotated as Transaldolase. Lineage: Eukaryota; Fungi; Ascomycota; Dothideomycetes; Mycosphaerellales; Mycosphaerellaceae. Gene Ontology annotation, cellular component: intracellular anatomical structure. Gene Ontology annotation, molecular function: transaldolase activity. Gene Ontology annotation, biological process: carbohydrate metabolic process; pentose-phosphate shunt, non-oxidative branch. The record is from RefSeq and is a predicted model, not a curated record. The annotation marks the transcript as partial. The transcript has 3 exons.
AAGAACUCGUGCUUCUCGUCUGCAAUCAGAAGUUCACGGACGAGAAUCAUACCUCAUCCGACGUCUCAAACAUGGCUCGAAAAGCUGGAAGCGCAGCUUAACGUCGAUAUCGAUUGGAUGGAUCCGACGUACUCUAAGAAUCUAUCCAUCACGUCAAACGACAUGACCAGUAACAAUCUCUGGGUCAAUCAGCAGAUGUCGCAUCCGGUGAACGAAGCCAUGUUCAAGCAAGUGUGCAAAGAGCUCAAGCCGCAAGGUUGGAAACCUGCGUACACCAGAAUCGCGGUGCUGAUGUGCAAGUAUAAUCUUGACAACAUCAAAGGUCGCGUGCUUCUCCAAGUGUACCCUAAUGAAGCGUACGACACGCAAGCAGUCCUUGACUCAGCUCGAUCAUACGCCAGAGGGUCCGAACGAGCUGGUAUUUCGAAGGAUCGAUACUGCAUCAAGAUUCCCUCGACCGAUCCAGCGCUGAAUGCGUGCAGAACACUGAAGAAAGAGUGGAUCCGAACGCUCGGCACGGCGCUGUUCAGUGUGCCGCAAGCCAUAGCGGCAUCCCAAGCAGAAUGCUUGUACAUCAGCCCUUACUUCAACGAAGUCAAAGCGCACGACGAUCAUGCAUUGUGGCCAAAUGUCGAGGAUCCAGCUACGCAGCAUACCAUGGCGGCGAGGACAAUGCAGAUCCUGGAAACGUAUGCCAAGCUGUACAAGAAGACUGGCAAAGAACAGCCAUUGCUGAAGCAGGCGAGUUUCAUCUCAGCAAAAGAGGCCAUGGCAGCUGGUGAGCAUGGCUGCCACAGUGCGACCAUUUCGCCGCAGGUGCUGGACGAGCUUGCGAGUCUCCAAUACGACAGCUCGAAGCAGCCAGGCGAGGGCAAGCUAAAAGCGACGCACCCGUAUAGAGAGUACGGCACGCCCGAUCGACUCAAACAUGUCUCGAAGGUCGAUCCUUUGUCGAAAGGAAAGUCUGGGGUGAAUACGGAUAUUGACUAUCUGGCGAACAAUGGCGCAGAGUUGCAGAAAGCCAUAGAAGCGGAUCCAGUGACCACACAGCGCCUGAAAGAUGCGCUUGAGCUGUUCACAGGCGGCUUGUUGGAAAGCAAGGCCAAGAUCGAGGCCGAAUUUCAGAAAAGUUGA